This is a messenger RNA of Anopheles darlingi, 4663 nucleotides long. RefSeq names its product probable ATP-dependent RNA helicase spindle-E (gene spn-E). The transcript has 6 exons. Gene Ontology annotation, molecular function: RNA binding; ATP binding. The record is from RefSeq and is a predicted model, not a curated record. Gene Ontology annotation, cellular component: intracellular anatomical structure. NCBI's taxonomy places the organism in Eukaryota, Metazoa, Arthropoda, Insecta, Diptera, Culicidae. The coding region runs from base 246 to 4616 and encodes 1456 amino acids.
UCAGAUUUUGAGGGAAAUUUUUAACAUUUUUGAACAAUUUUCGUGAAUUUCGAGAUAAAGAUAACCUUUGAUAAGAGCUAAUUAGCUUCAUUUGCAACUCUCGCCUUCAUUCCCGAUGGAAAAGUAGGCAGAAAAAGUGUAGGAAACUUGGAAAACCGUUAAAAAGCGCGGAAGAUCCCCGAAAAGACCGCGCCGAAACCCCAAAAAAGAGUUUUAAACACCACCGGAUCUCACACGGCACAGAAAUGGACGAAGAGGAGGACGACAUUAUGGAUUUCUUCGACUUUAGUAAACCGUUCCAGCGAACGGUCGUUUCCGGCGGAUACUGUAACGCGGCCGUCGUUCCGGAACCGCUGAAUUCGCACAAAGUGCCGGAAAAAGUGGUGGAGGGAACCGAGUACAGCGUCGGCUUUGCCCGGGCCGAGCAAAACCGGCUCAUCAAGGCUUUUGUUUCUGCGUCGGAGCCGGCCGCCUCGACCGUCAGCGGACUGGACGAUGUCGAAGAGGAUUUGAUGAUGGCGGACGAAGACGCGGAACACUUGCGAAAGCUGCAAUGCCAAGAGCUGAUGGAACCGCUGUUCAGUCGGUACAGGUUCAAAAUGGAAGCCAACAGUCUGCCGAUCUCCGAAGCGAAGCAGAAGGUCGUGGACACGAUCCGCGAGCAUCCGGUGGUGGUGCUGCAGGGGCCGACCGGUUGCGGCAAAACCACCCAGGUACCGCAGUUUCUACUGGAACAGGCGUACAUACGGGGAGAGUACUGCAGCAUCGUGGUCACGCAACCGCGCCGUAUCGCAGCCAUCUCGAUUGCCGAGCGUGUUGCCAAGGAGCGAGGUUGCGAUGUUGGCACCCUAGUAGGCUACAAGGUGGGACUGAAGCAGAAGCUGAGCGACGACACGCGGCUUCUGUUCGUGACGACGGGCGUGCUGCUCCAGUGGCUCAUCAACAGCAAGACGGCACCCCGGUUCACGCACAUCAUCAUGGAUGAGGUGCACGAGCGCGAGGUUGAUAUGGAUUUUCUGCUGAUCAUCGCACACCGUAUGCUGGGCACACGCAAUAAUCAGUUCAAGAUCGUGCUUAUGUCGGCCACGAUCGAUUCCAAGGUCUUCAUCGACUACUUCAAGAUCCCGCAUGCGGAUCAUCUACUUCCGCCGGUCUUACACGUGGCCCGGGAGCAUCCGUACGAGUUGAGCGUGUUCUACCUGGAAGAUUUGGCGUGCUUCCGGGGCGAUUUUCUACCGGAUUACCGGAAACCAGGCAUCAGCGAGGAAAUGUACACGAUCGCGGCGAAGACGGCCUACGCCUGCGAUCAGUACAUCGACGAGUUCGAGGACGAUAGCAAGCGGCUGAAAUUUAAACCAUCGAUCAUCAUGUUUCUGCCAGGCAUCGGCGAGAUCGAUCACAUGGCCAGCGUGUUGAAUGGGUUCCAGCAGGUGCAAGCCAGCAAUGUCGGCCCCAAGCCCGUUCCCAAGUUCCUCAUACUGAAGCUCCACUCGAUGAUGCCCUCGUCGGAACAAGCGGCAGUAUUUAUCAAACCCCCCGCCGGUUUCCGGAAAAUCAUUCUAUCGACAAACAUUGCCGAAAGUUCGAUCACCGUGCCGGAUGUUAAGUUUGUGAUUGACUUUUGUCUUCAGCGCGUUCAAAUCGCCGAUUCGACGAACAACUUCUCUACUCUGACCACACAGUGGGCCCCGCGAAGCAACCUGGAACAGCGUGCUGGACGUGCCGGGCGGCUGAUGAAGGGUCGCGUUUAUCGUCUGAUCGAGAAGAAACACUAUAUGACCGGCAUACCGGCAAUGGCGACACCUGAAAUGACACGCUGUCCACUAGGAACGGUGGUGCUGAAGGCCAAGCUGGUCGAUGAUGGUCCACCACACGCGAUUCUCGGUCUCGCCAUCGAUCCACCCAAUCUGUCCGACAUCUGCAACACGAUACUCCAAUUGAAGGAACUCGGUGCACUGUUUCUUACGACCCGAGGAUCAUAUUCCCCCUACGAUGGUGAUAUGACGUACCUGGGGCGGGUGAUGGCACAGUUACCGAUGGAUCUGCCGUUCGCGAAGCUCGUCGUACUGGGGUACGUGUUCUCGGUGCUGCCCGAGGCCAUCAUUAUAGCGGCGGGCAUGACCGUGAAGAACAUCUUUAACAAUCAGCGCACCCAGAAAGCGUUCGCCUUGAAGAUGCACUGGGCGGAUGGAUCGGGCUCGGAUGGGAUCGCGAUCCUGAACGCGUAUACCGCCUGGCGUGGAAAACAGGAGCAGGGUGCGACGACGGGUGGCAGCACGGCUGAAUGGUGCCACCGGCAUGGGCUAGAGUUGCGCUCUCUGACCGAAAUGGCGGAGAUGGUGCGCGAGAUAGAGCAUCGGAUGAACAUGUGCAACCUUAAGGAAAUUACCGGUCCCAAUCGGGUUGUCUGGAAACCGCGUGAGAAACCCAUCAUUCUCAAGCUGAUCAUGGCGGGAGCAUUCUAUCCGAACUAUUUCCUGAUCAACAGAGUGGCAAAUGAUAACGAUGAGUGUAAAAGAAAUACUUACUCUGAGGUCGGAAACCGUGAUCCGUUCAAUACGGUUUAUCUGAGCGGAUUUGAGCACCGGGCACACAUUGGUCCACUGUAUCGUCAGCAGAUCCGUGAUAUGCUAACGGAGGGCGAUACCUUGAAGCAAUCGGUGAUUAAGGUUGAGUUCGACCGCUCACAAAAUCGUAUCUUUGUCCGUUUCGUCGGUGGUGAUGCGGAACGGUACAAGGUACCGGGUCGAAUUCGGCCGGAAGUAUAUCAUGCCAUAAAGAUGCGAACUCUUAAUCGGCAGGGGGUGCAGCUCCGUGUGAUGCAUCAUGCCGAUGCGGUAAGGGUUGCAACCGAGCUGGGUUUGGGCCGUUGGCAGAACAACGAUUGGGUACCAAAGCGACAGCCCCUCGCAAAUCCACACCUGGCCGUGAUGCCGCUGGUACACUGUGCCCGCCUGCGAGCUACCGUGACGUACGUUUGCAAUCCGAGCAAAUUCUUCCUGCGUCCUCUCGAUCGCAACGUACAGUUGUUCGAGGAAAUCGAACAGCAAAUGAAUGCCACUAACCACUUCCAACCAUUCCCGCGUGAUCAUCAAUUCCAUCGCCACGAACUGGUGGCCGCUCCGAUCCAGCAGCGAUACCGUCGAGCGCAGCUCGUUGCCGAGUACGAUCGCACACUCGCUCCCAACCGGCGCUCGUGGACGGUGUUCUUCCUGGAUCAUGGUUCCACCGAGAAGCUCGAGGUGUCCACGUUUCGUCAACUUCCACCCAAGCUCUGCCAACUACCGGGGCAAGUGUUUCAGGCUUCACUCGCCGAGGUACAACCGUGUGCGGCUAAAUCACCGACGGGAAUCUGGUUGAAGGAGAGCGCCGCUUUCCUAAUGAGCAAGACGCAAGGUGUGAAGCUGGACGUAGAGGUAUUUUCCGUGGUGGAUCGUAUUGCAAACGUCGUGCUGCGCUGCGGCAACUUUGGUGAGGAGCGCACCAUCAACGAGCAGCUGAUCGAGGCGAAGUUGGCCCAAUCGUCCGAAGAGUCGUACCCGUCGAAGAUAAACCACGAGAUGCGUACCCGGGUCCAGCGUCAUAUUGAGCUGGAUGAGCAGUAUCGUAAGGAGAUCCUCGCUGAUGAGUCGGAACUGCUGCGAUACGUCGAGGAUGACGAUGAGGAGAUCGUGGAACCACCGCCGGAAUUGUUGCGCAUUACGCUGUCACUUCGGGGCCCGUAUAGUCCGCUGGAGACGCGCUGCUAUUCGUCGAUGGCAUCGAGCUUCCUGAAGGCGGUCAGCAUCGAACAGGAUUCCGUGAACUCGGUUCUGCUGGAGUCCAAUCCACAGGAUACGCACGAGAAGAUGGUGAUCGCGACGGGCAUCAACGAGAAUCCGACCAGCCAGAAGCUAACCAUUCGCCAGACGACCAUAAUGCCAAACAUUCCCGGUAUACCGGCCUUGAUGACGCUCAUUUUUUCCCGCCAGUGCGUGCUGAAGAUAAACGAUGAAGGAACGCGUGUCUGCGGAGUGUUGAGCGGGUUGGGCUACGAUCCAAAGAGUGGUCAAUCGUACUAUCCCGAGCAUGACCUGUCGCUACCGGUGGAUGUGGAGAUCUCCCAGGAUGACAUUACUGAUAUCAAUGCUCUCCGCUACAUAAUGGAUUCGAUACUGCAGUCGGGACGCAAUGAAAAUACUACCAUGUUUUCCAGUCCCACCCAUAGCCUACUGGUAGGCAAGGUUAAGGAGUACAUUCUCAAAAUCCUACAACGCGACAGACCGCUAACGGUGGCUAGCUUUGUGCAGAAUUUCGAAUGGCUGUCGCCACGCGAUCAAGGGGCCGGUAGCUCGAACAAGCGUAGGGCGCUAGAUACGCCCACUGUGUACAAUUCUCCACUAUUUCCGAUGCAUCCGCCGCUUACCAUACAACCGGUCAAGACGAACCGUCUCGAGUUCCUUCAAAUGCACUGUACUGAGCUGCAUAGGCUGGCACAGAUAGCAAUUAAACUGCCAAACGGAGGUAUUACCUGCAAGCUGUGCGAUGUGACGCUGGAAUCGCAGCAUGCCAUACGCAUUCACCUGUACUCCAAGCUGCAUCGUGAUCAGGAACAUCAAAUCGGCUAUCAGCACUGAUGUGGACUUGGCGCCGGAGGCCUUUGUUCAGUUACCCUUCGAUGACG